AUGAGAUAUUUAGCUGAGUGAGGUUGCCUCUUACUUUCCACUAUUCCUCAAACCACUCACACACGAAUUCUAAAAAAUACAGAACAAAAUCUGAGACACAAGAAAUGCAAGAAAUUUAUUCCAUGGCAGAUGGAAAUCUUUUCUGCAUUGAGGAAGAUAGAAGGAUGAAAACCUACCAUAACCAGAAUAAUCAUCAUCAUCAUCAUCUUGCUUUGAAAUGUCCUCGUUGUAAUUCCUUCAACACGAAAUUCUGCUACUACAACAACUACAACCUCUCUCAGCCUCGUCAUUUCUGUAAAAACUGCCGUCGCUACUGGACCAAAGGUGGCAUCCUUCGUAACGUCCCCGUCGGCGGUGGUUCCCAGAAAUCAAAGAAAUCAAAGACGGCAUCAUCAUCUUCCAUCCCCUCUUCAGCAGCAACCACGCCAACACCGCUUCAACCGGAAGCUGAUAAGUCAGAUUCUCACUCCAACAGUGAUGGCUCAACCAUUAGGGUUAACUCUGUUAUAGAAAAUGAACAAGUUAAUAGCUUCAGGAACCUCAUAAUAUCAAGUUCAACCAAUGAUCAAGUACAUGUGGUACAGCAUGGAGACUCGGUGAUGCUCAACCAUCAGCAGUUCUCAAAUGAAUUUGGAUCGUUGGAUUGGGAAGGUGGUGCUAACACCGUUGAUCAGUCUUACUGGACACAGUCUCAUUGGUCUGAUCAUGUGAUUCAUUCAUCCUCUCUUUUUCAUCUUCCAUGAAAAAUGAAUAAGCCUCAACAAAUUUCUACACUUAUUUUUAUUUUUUGUUUUCUACCAGUUAUUGUUUUGUUUCUAGUUGGAAUCAAGACAAAACAAAUGUUUUAUUUUAACAGAAUGUGAAAGACAGCAUGAAAGCAUGUAUAAUUUAUUAAUACAAGAUAUAGUAUUCCAUAAAAAUACAAGUAAUGUAAUUUUGUUUGUUUGUUUGUUGAUUGUGAUUGAUCUUAAGGUUGAGGUUGUUUGUGCAAUAAAUGUAUCAAUGUUGCUUUCUUUAA
Messenger RNA from Medicago truncatula (barrel medic), 1018 nucleotides. RefSeq names its product dof zinc finger protein DOF5.4. The transcript has a single exon. Gene Ontology annotation, biological process: regulation of DNA-templated transcription. Gene Ontology annotation, molecular function: DNA binding; DNA-binding transcription factor activity. Bases 105 to 743 code for a protein of 212 amino acids. Lineage: Eukaryota; Viridiplantae; Streptophyta; Magnoliopsida; Fabales; Fabaceae. The record is from RefSeq and is a predicted model, not a curated record.